AUGGGAACAAAGCUAGCAGGAAAGAUGGGCUCAGUUGAGCGUUCUGGCACCGAUAAAUAUGAAAGAGGGGGAAGUCGUAUGCAACGGAAAGCCAAAUUUACCAAAGACAAGAAGUUGAAUUCAGGUCUUAAGAAAGUAGAUCGUCAAUAUAAAGAAGCUCUUAGAUCAGCAGCAGGAACAGAUAUGUUGUUAACAGAAGAGGCUGGGUUUCUUGAAGCUGAGACUCCUAUGGAAAGAACUUUCAAAUACACCCAAGAAGAUAUUGCACAAGCUGUUGAUGUACAAACCUCCAAUAAGAAGUUUGAAUUACUGUUACCUGAGUAUGGCCCUUAUCAAAUAGAUUACUCAAGAAAUGGUAGAGGUCUUUUACUUGGAGGAAGAAAAGGUCAUGUGGCCAGUAUGGAUUGGCGUACAGGGAAAUUGGAUUGUGAGUUACAUUUGGGAGAAACUGUUCAUGCAGUUAAAUAUUUGCACAAUAAUCAAUACUUUGCUGUGGCUCAGAAGAAGUAUACAUUCAUAUACGAUCAUGAAGGUACUGAAUUGCAUCGAUUAAAACAACAUGUUGAGGCUACUCAUUUGGAUUUUCUUCCAUAUCAUUUCUUACUUGUUACGGGUGGCCAUGCUGGGUUUAUUAAGUAUCAUGAUACUUCUACAGGUACUUUAGUUCUGGAACAUCGUACCAAGUUAGGUCCUGUUCAGGCCAUGAAGCAUAAUCCUUGGAAUGCAGUAAUGCACUUGGGUCAUUCCAAUGGUACUGUAUCAUUGUGGUCACCUAGUAUGCCAACCCCAUUGGCAAAGAUCCUUUGUGCUAGAGGGCCUAUUAGAGAUUUGGCUAUUGAUAGAGAGGGGAAAUAUAUGGCAGUUGCGGGUGCUGAUAAACUGUUAAAACUUUGGGAUUUGAGAAAAUUUAAAGAAUUGGAUAGCUAUUACACUCCUACACCAGCUAGUUCGCUUGAUAUUUCAGAUACCGGUUUGCUAUCGGUAGGUUGGGGCCCUCAUGUUACUGUUUGGAAAGAUAUGUUUAAGGCCAAACAAUCUGAACCAUAUAUGAAUCACAAUAUAGCUGGAUCCAAGACAGAAAAGGUGAAAUUUGUACCAUUUGAAGAUAUUUUAGGUGUUGGACAUCAAAAGGGAUUUAAUUCACUUAUUAUUCCUGGUGCUGGUGAAGCCAACUAUGAUGCCUUGGAAUUGAAUCCAUAUGAAAGUGCGAAACAAAGACAAGAAGGUGAAGUUAGGCUGUUGCUUAACAAGUUGGCACCAGAUACUAUAUCAUUGGAUCCAAAUGUUAUCGGUAGUAUUGAUAAACGUGCAUCUAGUAUUCGGUUGAAGCCCGGUGAGAUCAAUGACUUGGCAAAGGAGAAGGAUGAGGAUGAAAAGUUGAAGCCUAGACCAGAUGUACAGAGUAAAAACAGUACCUUACGGAGAUACUUGAGAAAGAAGAGAGAUAACGUUAUAGAUCAAAGACGCUUAAGAGUUGAAAGAAACUUAAAGAUGGAAAAGGAAGCCAGACACCACAUGCACAAGCAAGCCAAUGGUGAAGAGGUUGAAGAAGAUGUAUUAGCACCUGUAUUAAAUAGAUUUAACUAA
This is a messenger RNA of Lizanozyma spartinae, 1587 nucleotides long. RefSeq lists its product as uncharacterized. Gene Ontology annotation, cellular component: nucleolus; 90S preribosome; small-subunit processome. Gene Ontology annotation, molecular function: protein binding. The coding region runs from base 1 to 1587 and encodes 528 amino acids. Gene Ontology annotation, biological process: maturation of SSU-rRNA from tricistronic rRNA transcript (SSU-rRNA, 5.8S rRNA, LSU-rRNA). The record is from RefSeq and is a predicted model, not a curated record. NCBI's taxonomy places the organism in Eukaryota, Fungi, Ascomycota, Pichiomycetes, Serinales, Debaryomycetaceae. The transcript has a single exon.